This is a messenger RNA of Lampris incognitus (smalleye Pacific opah), 1572 nucleotides long. RefSeq names its product granzyme B(G,H). Gene Ontology annotation, biological process: proteolysis. The coding region runs from base 40 to 777 and encodes 245 amino acids. The record is from RefSeq and is a predicted model, not a curated record. Lineage: Eukaryota; Metazoa; Chordata; Actinopteri; Lampriformes; Lampridae. The transcript has 5 exons. Gene Ontology annotation, molecular function: serine-type endopeptidase activity.
CAGAGAGCAUUAAUAGCUCAGUUAAACUCCAAUCUCACCAUGGACGUCCUAAAAAGCGUGGCACUCCUGAUGCUUUCUCUGGCUCUUGGUGGAGUCCACUCAGGGAAGAUCUAUGGAGGCCACGAGGCUGUCGCUCAUAGUCGGCCCUACAUGGUGAUUUUGGAGCGGUUGUGUCCGGAAUCGAACAAGGCGUUCUGCGAUGGAUUUUUGCUGAAUGAGGACUUCGUGUUGACUGCUGCCCACUGCGAAGCCAGCUCAUAUAAUGUCUUAUUCGGGGUCCACAAUUACUACAAUAGAGCCGAGCAGAACAUCACUGUGACUCAAUCCUUCCCGCAUUAUAACUACAGCAUGAGUCCGUACACACUGUCACAUGACAUAAUGCUGCUCAAGCUGAGCUCAAAAGUCAAACUGAGCAAGCACGUGAGACCCAUCGACCUCGCGGGCGAAGAUGAACGCGCCCUGCCGGGUCGUUGCUUCGUCUCCGGCUGGGGAAACCCGAACAGAAACAGCACCUACAUGUCCCCGAAGCUCAUGGAGGUCAACGUGACCCUAUCCGAUUCACCAUUAUGCACCAAGGAGCAUUUGUACUGCUGCGAAGGACAGAACGGACCUGCCAGAGGAGACUCCGGCGGCCCGCUGGUCUGCGAGAACGGCCUGGCAUAUGGGGUGGUGUCCUACAGUACGAUGCAACUAAAUAACGAACCGCUCUACGCUUUCACCAAGAUCCCCGACCACAAAAGAUGGAUCGACGAGACACUCAAUUAUGCGGGAAAAUAACUCCCAAAUCGCUUCAUCGUAUACUUGUGUUUUCAUGCAGCACAGGAGUAGGCGGUGAUAUUGCAAUGGACUUGGGACCUGUGGCCUAAUCUGAAACGUAAUGACAUCUUCAAAUGGGACCGUCAGCAAAUAAGAAUCGAAUAUUUUAUACAUUUCACACUUAAUUUUUUUUUUGUAAAUGCAUAACCAUGGCUUACAUAUGGGUAUACUUUUUAACAGCUUCAAUUGUAAAGGAUAACGAGUUUUCAUGUUUAUAUAUCAGUAAGUGGCCAGGUCCCUUAUGAGAAUCAUAACUUUUUGAUCACCACGUUACCAUGUAGUUGCAAAUAAAACAGUUCAAACCCUGUUGCGUGUUGAGAUGACCAGAGAAAAUGAAAUGUAGCCUAUACACAUUUGAUACUGCUUUCUAUGCUAUUUUGACUUAGGCUGUCCUGCUCUGUGGAUGUACACUUAGAUCUGAUCAUAUGUACUCCAUGUUGUUCCUCACUAGGGUUGCCAACUCCUUGAAAAGGAAAUAAGGAACAGGAGACAGGGACGGGGGUUGGAUGGACGGGGCGACGCGGGCAUAACAAAUAUGUGCCUUACACUAUACACACACACACAAUAUUUCAUGUAUAAUAAGGAAUGAGUCACGGUUGGCAACCCUAUUCACAUGCUUUGAAACGUAACCUCUCCCGAUGCUAAUAAACUCAUAGUGCUUUUGCAUGGAUUAAAGCAAUUAUUAGAGCAACACUGCCAUCUUGUGACGAACAUGCAUACAAAACAAAACCUUGAAUUAAAAAAAAGUUUUUUCCA